AUGGCUCCAGAAAAGAACAGUAAUGGUCUUGACAACUAUGCAUUUGCACGUGAAGGGCGCUCUUGUGAUCUACCGGACACACAACAUGGAGAAGAAUUGGACAUGUCCAUGGAGUCAGACAACAACAAGCUAGUAUACUGCGUAACAGAUGUGCCUCCCUGGUACCUGUGCAUCAUCCUCGGCAUCCAGCACUGUUUGACCGCGUUUGGAGGAAUCAUCGCCAUUCCGUUAAUCCUGUCUCAGGGGUUGUGGCUGCAGUUUGAUGGCAUCACACAGGGCCACCUCAUCAGCACCAUCUUCUUCGUCUCCGGUGUUUGCACUCUGCUGCAAGUUACCUUCGGCAUCAGACUGCCCAUACUUCAAGGUGGGACCUUCACAUUGCUGGCACCGUCCAUGGCAAUGCUGUCCAUGCCGGAGUGGCAGUGCCCUGCUUGGACCCAAAAUGCCAGCCUGGUCAACACCUCCUCCACAGAAUUCACUGAAGUAUGGCAGACUCGAAUGAGAGCACUGCAGGGGUCCAUUAUGGUGGGCUCACUGUUCCAGGUGUUUGUAGGUUUCUCCGGCCUCAUCGGCCUCUUCAUGCGUUUCAUUGGACCUCUGACCAUCGCUCCCACCAUCUCUCUCAUUGGACUGUCCCUGUUUGACUCAGCUGGUACCAGUGCUGGCAACCACUGGGGCAUCUCUACUAUGACCAUAGCACUGAUCAUCCUGUUCUCACAAUACCUCCGUCACAUACCUGUGCCAUUCCCUACGUACAGCAAGGAGAAAAAACUGCACACGUCCAAUGUCUACGUCUUUCAGAUUCUCCCUGUUCUUCUUGGAAUCACUUUGUCUUGGCUCAUCUGCUACAUUUUAACAACCUACAAUGCGCUUCCUAGUGAACCAAGUCAAUAUGGCUACCUGGCCCGCACUGAUCUAAAGGGAGAUGUUAUCAGCCAAGCUCCCUGGUUUCGUUUUCCGUACCCAGGUCAGUGGGGGAUGCCGACUGUGAGUAUGGCGGGGGUGAUUGGCAUCUUGGCCGGUGUGAUUUCCUCCAUGAUAGAGUCUGUAGGGGACUACCACGCAUGUGCCAGGCUCUCUGGGGCGCCACCUCCCCCUAAACAUGCCAUCAACAGGGGUAUUGGCAUUGAGGGACUGGGCUGUCUGUUGGCUGGAGCCUGGGGUACAGGAAAUGGAACCACUUCAUACAGCGAGAAUGUUGGAGCACUUGGUAUUACAAAGGUUGGUAGUCGCAUGGUUAUUGUAGCCAGUGGAGUCCUGAUGGUUGUCAUGGGUGUGUUUGGUAAAGUGGGCGCCAUAUUCACUACGAUCCCAUCCCCUGUGGUAGGAGGGAUGUUCAUGGUUAUGUUUGGCGUCAUCUCUGCAGCAGGAGUUUCUAAUCUGCAGUAUGCAGAUAUGAAUUCUUCUCGAAACAUCUUCAUUUUUGGAUUCUCCAUGUUCUCGGGUCUGGUCAUUCCUAACUGGAUAUUCAAGAACCCCACAGCUAUUGCUACAGGUGUUGUUGAACUCGACCAGGUCUUGCAGGUUCUUCUGACAACCAGCAUGUUUGUUGGAGGUUUCUUUGGCUUCAUGCUGGACAACACAAUUCCAGGAUCAAAGCAUGAACGAGGCAUCCUGGCGUGGAACAAGGCUCACAAGGAUGAAUCCAGCAACACACUGGAGAGCGGAGAGGUCUACAACCUUCCCUUUGGCAUCAGCUCUUACUUGUCUUCUUCCUCCUGGAUCCGGUACAUACCAUUCUGCCCUCCGAGUGAGCCAGACUCCCUGGACGGAAGUGGAGCACAUACUAAUGCCCUGGAGCCUAAGCAGCCACUUGGACAUGCAGAGCCUUCACAGAUUAUUAUUGGAGUUGCCAUUCUUAGAAUGCAGCCAGGUGUUAGUGAACAAACACUGAAAAGACAUAUGAAUGAGACAAGACUUCAAAGCCAGCAGAGGAAUCAAAGGCGGAGUAACACACAGAUCAUACAACAGGCUCCAGAUGAUUUUGGCAUGCAGUGUAUAGGGUUAGCAUUUCAGCCUAAUUUCCACAGCAUGGGAAAGCAGGGUUUCAACCGCAACAAAUAUUCCAUGGACAAAGAAAGCUCAAAGGCAAAUACCUUUUCCUUUACUUGUUCAGGAUUGGAGCAAGAGGAAACAUGAACCAUGCACAGACUUGAAUACUAAAUACUCUGCAGUCACAUCUCUUGAAAAAUUAACUAUACAGAAACAGAGCUCCAAAGGAAACAGUGUUAUGGAUUUAUUGGCACCUACAUGUAGUGGUCAGGUUGCAGAUACAACCAACUGAAAACUCUUGCUCUUACCUCCUCACCCAUUCAUUGUAGUCAUUUAUACUAAGAGAACCUACGGUGGACUUCAGAUAAUUUAACAAUGGAAUCUUGAAAGUCAUUAGAAGUAAUUACAUGGGGACCAUGAAUGUGAGUACCAUAAUAUAUAUUCAAAAAGUUGAUGUAGUGCAUGUGACGUUACCCCAUUUGUUUGUGUUGGUCUGAACAAAUGUUGGUAAAAAACGAUCAAUUGACCCGGUAAUGUUAGAGGAAAUGUCAAGGAAUCACCAAAGUCAGAGGGGUUGAUCCUCUGGGGGAACAUGAAUGUCAACAAUAAUUGUUGAAGACACACCCAUAUCAAAGUGGCGGAACCACCGACCAAUUGACAAUAUCAUUCAUCAAGGUAAGGAGAUUGGGGAAAGACAGAAAGAAAUCAGACCACAGAGAUAUUUAGACUGUUUUCACUUACUGUCCAGUAUCUCCAACAUUCUUUGCUUGCUGGUUUUAUUAAUGCGUGUAAAAUCUGGACCUCAUGCAGUUAACAUUUCAAAUAGAGCAUAGGCUUCAGGUUACAAUUAUGGGUUGAUAAAAGGAGAACAGAUGGAGGGAAAAAUGAAAGGAAGUCAUAAAGAUAUAAAUGCAGACAGACAGAACGCUACCCUUUCAUGCAGGUAUUCAGACCAGUGCUAAAGGGACUGUGACUCAACUGUUCUGUGUUGAUAUCAUUCAACCUGCCAACGUGCAGAAGUAAAGAUAGUGACCUGCUCAUAGAGUGUUUAUUCUUUUUAAAACGAGAAAAUAAAAGGAAAACAGGAGAGAGGUUUUUGGAAGUUACUUAAGUAAUCCAUUAAAUGUCUUAGCCAGAGUCAAUUACCCAACUGCCAACCCUUUCGCUCUUGGCCGUGUCCUUGUUUAUGUUAGGCUCAACAAGUGCAACAAGUUGAUUUUAGGCAGCUGCAUUAUCAUAUUUUCCACACAAGGUUUACUUCUUAUUUUUAGAUAAUGAUUCACAGAUCUAAGUUCAAUAUAGCCAGUAAAGGUAUGCAUUGAUUUUUAGGAUAAUAAUUUAUUUGAGUCCUCCAAAUUACGCUAAAAGAUACAAACUAAAAUACUUGCUAUAUUUGACAACGAAAAUAUCCAACAUCUUCAACUAACUUUUAAGGAAUCCAAAUUGUGCUAAUUGAAAGGCAUUGCUGUGUGUUAAUCAUUGGGAACAAAUUGGAUUAGCCACUUCACACACGUCAUUCAUUGCCUUUAUGCUGGACUUUUAAAUGGUAUUUGCAAAAAGUUAAACAUAAUGAAGACCAUGAGCUCUCUGUGUUUAGAUCACAUGGUUCCAGUCAAACUCACAUGCUUGUGAUCCAGUUGGCAGUAAGAGGUAAUUGUUUGGGAAACGUAUCCACAAAUCACUCAGUAAACUGAACACAGGGUGUUUUAUGUUCACAAGCUGAACUCGGUAUUAAAGGUCCCCUAUUAUACUGUUUUUCAUCAUUAUAGGUCUCAGAUAUGUACAAAACAUGUCUCUGAAGUGUUUGGCUGAAAUACCAAACAGAUCAUUGCAGCAUCCCAUAA
This is a messenger RNA of Gymnodraco acuticeps, 3836 nucleotides long. RefSeq names its product Xan_ur_permease domain-containing protein. NCBI's taxonomy places the organism in Eukaryota, Metazoa, Chordata, Actinopteri, Perciformes, Bathydraconidae. The record is from RefSeq and is a predicted model, not a curated record. Gene Ontology annotation, cellular component: membrane. Gene Ontology annotation, molecular function: transmembrane transporter activity. Gene Ontology annotation, biological process: transmembrane transport.